Molecule: messenger RNA, 3041 nt
Organism: Columba livia (rock pigeon)
Lineage: Eukaryota; Metazoa; Chordata; Aves; Columbiformes; Columbidae
Gene: CHADL
Product: chondroadherin like
Exons: 5
Coding region: 328-2535 (735 amino acids)
Cellular component (GO): extracellular matrix
Molecular function (GO): protein binding
Source: RefSeq, a predicted model, not a curated record
UGCAGCACGCCGGGAUUUGGCUCCCCAGCAGCGGUGCUCCCGGGCCUCUGCGAGGCAAGGGGCAGGCGAUGUCUGGGUCACUGCCCUCUCUCCAGGGGUGCUCUACCCUUCCUCCCCCCCUUCCUCCUUCUCUUCCUCCUGCCGCGUUUCUGGCUCCGUCCGGUGAGCGCUGCUGGGAAAGCAACACAACGGGGCCCAUUCAGCUCUCGCUUCUGCCAGGAGAGCAAACACCGGCACAGGAGCUCGGCAGCCGCUGGACGGCGGGGGGGACUCGUUUUCCCCUCUUUCUUCGCUGCCUCUUGAGGUCCAGCUGCAGGUGCCUCAGCCAUGGGGCUGCCCUGGGGGCUCCUCCUGCUCGCGCUGGCACUGGGGAGGUUGGCUGCCGCCCGCUGUCCCACACCCUGUGUCUGUGACAACCUCCGCGCCCAAGUCCUCUGCCUCCAUGGGAACCUGACAGCCAUCCCCGAAGCCAUCCCACAGCUCACCAAAAACCUGGACCUUCGGGGCAACAGCUUCAUGGUCAUCCCGGCGGGAGCCUUUCUCGCCACCCCAUACCUAACACACUUGGACCUGCAGCACUGUAAGGUGGAACGGCUGGAGGAAGGGGCUUUCCGGGGACUGGGGAGGCUGGUCUACCUCAACCUGGCCUCCAAUGGCAUAGCCUUCCUCUACCAGGAGUCCCUGGAUGGGCUGUCCUCCCUCCAGCAGCUCAUCCUGAAGGGGAACCGCAUAGAGGAGAUCCAGCCGGGUGCUUUUGGCCACCUGGGAUCCCUCACUGUCCUCGACCUGAGGGCGAACGCCUUGGUCUACCUCCCAGACAUGGUCUUCCAGGGCCUGCAAGUCCUCAGGUGGCUCCGGCUGUCCCACAACGCCCUCCACGUGCUGGGCAGUGAGGCCUUCGCCGCCCUGCCCGCCCUGCGCAGGCUCAGUCUGGACCACAACGAGCUGCAGGCGCUGCCCAGCGAGGCCCUGGCCAGGCUGGAUGGGGCAACUUGGCUGGACCUGGGCCACAACCCCAUCACCUACAUGGCCGAGGAGGCCCUGGCCAUGGCCUCACUGAAGCACCUCUUCCUGGACCAUGCCGCCCUCCAGGAUGUGGCACCCGAUGCCUUCACACACAGCCCUCAGCUGCGCACGCUGGACCUCCGUGAAAACCAGCUGCAAGGGCUGCCGCCCCUGGCCGGGGCCAGGAGGCUGGAGAGGGUCAGCCUGGUCGGGAACCCCCUGCUUUGCUCCUGCCUCCUGCGCCCCUUCCACCGCUGGCUGGCAAGAGUGCGGGUGCAGGUGGAGGGGGCCUGUGCCGCUCCCCUCGCCCUCCGUGGACGCCCCCUUGACUCCCUCAGGCCCCCCGAGAUGAGAUGUGGCCGCUCCCAGCCAACCCCCAGCCCCACCAUGCCGUCAGAGCAGUCAAGGGUGGCCAGCAGCGGGCACUGCCCCCUGGGGUGCUCCUGCUCCCCGGAUUUCCAUCACGGGUCCUGUGAGAACAGGGACCUGCAGGAGAUUCCUCAGGGCUUCCCCCGGGACACCCGCCUCCUUGACCUGCGCCAAAAUGCCUUUGGGACAGUUCCGCCAGGCGCCUUCCCUGGCCUGAAGGAGCUGGUGUCCCUCCACCUGCAGAGCUGCAGCAUCAGGACACUGCACCCUGGGGCGCUGCAGGGGCUGGAGAGCCUGGUCUACCUCUACCUCACCGACAACCACCUCUCCACCUUGGCAGCCACUGCCUUCAAGGGUGCCCCACAGCUGGCGUACCUUGACCUAGACCGCAACGCCUUCACCCACCUGCCCUCGCACACCUUCCAGCUCCUGCCCAACCUCAUCUCCCUCCACCUGCAGCACAAUGCCAUCGGGGAGCUGGUGGACAGCGACUUGGCCAGGGCAGGGGGGCUGCGCUGGCUCUACCUCGCCGGGAAUGCCAUCCAGCACAUCGCCCCCACUGCCCUGGCUCCCGCCAAGAUGCUGGAGAAGCUGCACCUGGAGGGAAACCACCUGGCAGAGGUGCCCACAGCUGCACUGCAGGGCUUGCCCGCACUGAGCGAGCUGAAGCUGUCCCGCAACCCCAUCAAGCGCCUGGGGGAUGGCGCCUUCCUGCCCGUGGCCUCCAGCCUGCAGCACCUCUACCUGGACAACAUGGGCCUGGAGUGGAUUUCCCCUGGUGCCUUCGCUGGCCUCGGUCCCAAGAUCAGAAGCCUUUACCUGGAGAGCAACAAAAUGAGCAACAUCCCUGACAUGAGCAACUUCACAGGGUUGGAGAUCCUCAACCUGAGGGAUGUGCCUUUCCACUGUGACUGCCAGCUCCUUCCCCUGUGGAGGUGGAUCAACACACUCAACCUCCACAUAGGGGCCACCUGUGGGUCUCCUGCAGAAGCCCAGGGGCUGAAGGUGAAGCUUUCCACCACUUUCCUCACCUGCCCUGGCUGGGGCCGAGGUGAGGCUCGGGGAGCCAGGCCUGACAAGACCAAGGCCGCAGGCAAGCCCAGCAAGAAAAAGAGACCAGGAAAAUCACCAGCCAGGGGCUUCAAGAGGAGCAGAGCUUAGGACGCGUGUCCAGGACACAACAGGGUCGUACCCACAGUCUGGGGAGAGUGGUUUUUCUGCUUGUCCCCACUGCGGUAACAGGGAUAUUGCACAAGGUGCAAAGAAGAGAGCCUGGUGACACCAAAGUGACGCUGAAUUGCCCAAGACAGGGUGUGUUUUUGCAGGACACAGAGGUACGCUACCCUGGAAAGAACUGGUGCAAAAAGCUUUCGUAUUGUUUGCAGCAGGCUUUGGUGACUUGACCAACAAAGCCAAAUCCUUGCUUUUUCUUCUCAAGGCUCCCUCCAGCCAUGUGGAAAAGCUGGAAGCCACAGGUUUGUUUUUGUUUUCAAGAGUGCUGUGCUUCCGCAGCUUCCAGAACGAUUAAAGAGCGGGACUGCAAACAGCACCAAUGCAAGAUCCUGCACUGCCUUGAAUCUCAGAGCAGAAACUUAAAAUUACUCUCAGAGAAAACAUUGCCUGAAUCCCCAGCAGCUCCUCAGAAUUAAAACAUAAGCAGAUUGAAA